Molecule: messenger RNA, 3317 nt
Organism: Monodelphis domestica (gray short-tailed opossum)
Lineage: Eukaryota; Metazoa; Chordata; Mammalia; Didelphimorphia; Didelphidae
Gene: DESI1
Product: desumoylating isopeptidase 1
Biological process (GO): protein modification by small protein removal
Molecular function (GO): peptidase activity
Source: RefSeq, a predicted model, not a curated record
GCUCAUUAGGUCCCUACCAGUGCCAUAUAAAUGCUUUAAAAACAAUUUCUGAGGCUUCCUUACAUCCCACCCCAUGUUUCCCGUCUCGGGGGUCUUCUUGCCAGCCUGCCGCAGUUUUGAGCACAGGCUCUACUUAUUGGGCGAUCUUCUGGAUUUAUAAGGAGAUACGGACAAGAAUCGGGCAGAACUAAAAGCCGUAGCUGAACGAUAGGCUUCCCUGGUGGGAGGCAGUGGGACGUGGGUCUCCAUCGCGGACUGUUUUGUUCCCCAGUCACUUUGGACUGUGUCCCCUCUUGGCACUCUGGACUGAGCAGAAGGCACCCUUGUGCCUCAGCUUGUGUUUCCAGACUAAUUAACCAUGGGCCAACCUUUGCAGAUCAAAAGUCAUAAUAACCCGAUUGGCCAUCGUGCCAAGGUUUUGCUGCUUGACUCUCCAAAGGAGAAAUGGCAUGUGUUUUUGUGGGUAUGAAUGGCAGUGGAGGAAGGACUUGAUCAGUACCAAUGCCUUCCAGAUGGCCGGGCCCUCUGCUUAGGAACCAGAAGGUCAGGGACCCCAGGACUACUCACAGCUGCCUCAUAGAGUACACAGAGAAGAACCUUAGAUUAGAAAGCAGUCUGGUGGAAAUCGGGUUCAGACCAUCAUCCCAUCCUGCACUACCUACCAUGACCUACAGAUACUCGGCCACAGGAGAAGGAAAGGAGACACUUUUCACCACUCUGGCCCGGGGAAAAUUCUUGACGAGAACUAGAGACAAUCCCAAAAGAUCAGCCGGAUGGUUUUGAUGGCCUAAAACUAAAAGCUUUGGCACAAGCAUGAUCCAUGCAGUUAGAAGUAAAACCAGGAAGAGAUGGGAAGCCGAUGGAUACAACUAAGUAAGAACACAAACUGUUCCCUCGUAGACAUGGCAGCUCUCAACAGCGCUAGGAAAGAAUGAGAAAGCCUGCAGCAGGCCCACGCUAAGAAGAUGCCACCCUGAAAACCAGCCCGCCUGCAGCUGUAUUGGGCACUUUGUUGGUCACUGGGUGGGCAGGGCUGUUUGUACCCAACAACUGUGUGCCGGCCGGCCCUUUGACCAAUGAUGCCGCUAGUCAUUGGCAGCAAUCUCCCCUCAGAGAGCUCAAAGCCAGCAGGGACCCGGGGCUGCCGGACUUUUUGUUUUGUCAAAAAACUGGAAACCUAGCCGGUGUCCUUCCACUGGGGAUGGCGGAACAAGCUAGUCGAUGAACCAAAGGAGCUCUUCCACGUGGCCCCCGAGACAGGCAGAGAAACCUACAAGUGCCCCUGUGAUUGGAUGGAAGGCCGUAGAGCCGGGGCGGCAGUUUUCCCAGUGACCACAGAAGGAACGUCGGGAGGCCUCAGAACUGGACGGUGCGGUGCCACGGUCUCAGGAAGCUCACAGAGACGGACUGGCGAUUUGGGAGGGACACUGCUUGGGCCCCCUGACACUGUGGUUGAAGUAGGAAGCACUGAAGUGACUGAAGAAAUCUUCCUGGAAUACCUGUCCUCCCUGGGGGAGUCCCUGUUCCGAGGUGAGGCCUAUAAUCUCUUUGAGCACAACUGUAACACAUUCAGCAACGAAGUGGCCCAGUUCCUGACAGGGAAGAAGAUUCCCUCCUACAUCACUGACCUUCCGUCUGAAGUCCUCUCCACGCCCUUCGGACAGGCUCUGAGGCCCCUCUUGGACUCUAUCCAGAUCCAGCCCCCUGGUGGGAACACCUUUGGCAGACCCAAUGGCCAGAGCUAACAGGCCUCGAAGGGGAGUACCUCGCCUUGCCGCCUCGACUCACCAGGGCUUUUCCUUUUUAAAAAAACAAACCCUACCAGAUUUCUAUUUUAUAAUUUUACAUCAGAGCUAACAACCAGGGGACGGCUUUUUAAAUUUCCCAGGGAAGGAGAUCAUCGGGCUGCAUGUAGGACAAUGCUGCUAAAACCAGAACAAAAUGCCAUCCCUUCUAACAGUAUUAUACUAAUUUAUUAAGGCUGUCUUGUCUGUGAGUUCACUUUUGACGCUGUUUGCUAAGCGUCCCCCACUCCGCAGAAGGGGGAGGCUGCCGAACCAGAAGACGGGGCUGCUCAGGGGCAGGCCAGGCUUCCAGGCAGGGGGAAGGGCGGCCGGGGGCCCCCAGCCACGGGGGAGGCCGGCAGGAAGGAGACAAGACGCCGUCUGUAGAGCUGGUGCCCUCAGCCUUGAUGGCCCAUCCCCGGGCAGCAGAGGGGGAGUGGGAGAGUGCUCCCGGGGCUCCAGAGAGGACGGGUGAGGCGCAACCAAGGUGGCUGGGCGCUGCGUGUCCGGUAGGAAUGCUCCCACUGUCCCCAAAGCAUCUGGGAGACACGCUUUGCUUUCUUCCCAUUCCGAGGCUGGCUUCAGGGGAGGGCGAGGGAGAGUCUGAGGGAUUCUCCAGAGCCUUUCAAGUUUCCCGCCCCUCUGAGCCCUCGUAGGCUGCACGGGCAAGUGGGAGAGACGCCACCCGCCGCCCCUCUGACCAGACGCAUGUCAGCAGCGGGGGCAGGGCUCAGAGGGCGGCUCCUCUCCCAUGCUUGGCCCAGCCGGCCGCCCAGUUUAGUACUGCCAGCGGGUCAUCGAGGGGAAACAGUGCUCAGAACGAUGCCAGCCUUGGGCCUGGCUUUGGAGACCGACCGGGGCCGGAAGGAGGGCCUUUAUUGGCUGGGACUGAGCAGGGGUCAAAGGUCAAAGGCUGGGGACCCGCCGGCCCUCCUCAGCCUCCCCCCCAGUGCUUGGAAGCGCUGCAUCUUUUGGCCCCCAGGGGAGGGAGGCGUGGUGGGGUGCAAGAAGGGUCCUCUUGGGCUCUGCCCGAGGGCCAGCUGGAAGAAUGCGGCGCGUGCCCUGGGCUUGUGAGCCUGGGUGUGGACAGAGAAGCCGGGCCCUACGUGUGGCUGGAAUCGGGUCCAGAAAUGGUUUUCUUCUCGUCUUUCGUCCUGCCCCCUCCACUGAAAAGAAAAACAAAGUCCCGGCCGACCGCUGAGCACCAUGGAGCAAAACCAGACCGGGCGUGCGGGCGGGCGUCUCCUCUGGCCCGGGGGUAGCUUGUUCCCGAGUGUCCCUUGACUUCCACGAGCUCAGGCAGAGGGCGGGUGACCCGUGCAGGCUCGGUAGGGCCCGAGGGCGGCAGAUGCGCCUCCGGUAGUGGGAGGCGGCGCGCUGGUUGCCCACGCCUUCCCCCUUCCUCAGGUGAAGCCUGUAUUCGUGCAGAGCCCCCUUGUCCCCUCAAACAAGCCAAGUUAGCAACUGGAUCUGGGAUGGAGCUGUUUGCCGGUGAUCUGUUUUCUAUGAUGCAAUAAACUUGGGUCUACCACC